CGGGCCCGUGUGCGGAGCCGGGAUGGAGAGCCGCGAGCUGGGCAUGGAGGCCAUGGAGACCCUGACCGAGCUGGGGGACGAGCUCACGCUGGGGGACAUCGACGAGAUGCUGCAGUUCGUCAGCAACCAGGUGGGGGAGUUUCCGGAUCUGUUUUCAGAGCAGUUAUGUGGCACCUUCCAGAGCAGUGGUGGAGGUAGCACUGGUGGAACCUUGGACCAUCCUCUGCAGAGCUCAUACAGCCAGGCACAGCUGCAGUCCUUCUCAUCCACAGCCGCCUCUCCCCAGCUCCAGGCUGUGCAAGUCAAAGUGCCCCAGGCAACAGCACCUGCCCCUCAGCGGUCUGCACCCCUCCUUCAGCCUCGUCCCCAGCUCCAGCCCCAGCUCCAACAACAGACUGUGAUGAUUACUCCAACUUUCAGCUCUGCUCCCCAGACCAGGUUCAUUCAGCAACCGCUAAUAUACCAGAAUGCAGCCACGAGUUUUCAAGUGCUUCAGCCUCAAGUUCAGAGCCUCGUGACAUCCUCCCAAGUUCAACCAGUCACCAUCCAGCAGCAGGUGCAGACUGUGCAGGCUCAGAGAGUGUUCACACAGGCUGCCAAUGGCACCAUCCAAACACUAACUCCUGCCACAGUCCAGACAGUAGCUGCUCCUCAGGUCCAGCAAGUUCCGGUCCUGGUCCAGCCUCAGAUCAUAAAGACAGAUUCUCUUGUCUUGACAACUUUGAAGGCAGAUGGUAAUCCAGUUAUGGCUGCAGUUCAUAAUCCAGCCCUGACUACACUGACCACCCCUAUUCAGACAGCGGCGCUGCAGGUACCGACCUUGGUUGGCAGUAAUGGGACCAUUUUGACCACGAUGCCCAUGAUGAUGGGACAGGAAAAGAUGCCCAUCAAACAGGUGCCUGGUGGGGUCAAGCAGCUGGAACCGCCCAAAGAAGGAGAGAGGAGGACGACCCAUAACAUCAUUGAGAAGCGGUAUCGGUCAUCUAUAAAUGACAAGAUCAUUGAGCUGAAGGACCUGGUCAUGGGAACAGAUGCUAAGAUGCACAAAUCUGGAGUACUGAGGAAGGCUAUUGAUUACAUUAAAUACCUACAGCAGGUCAACCAUAAGCUGAGACAGGAGAACAUGGUUCUGAAGCUGGCUAAUCAGAAAAACAAGCUGCUGAAGGGCAUUGACCUGAGCAGUCUCGUGGACAACGAUGUGGACCUGAAGAUGGAUGACUUCAACCAAAACGUUCUCUUGAUGUCUCCCCCGGCCUCUGACUCGGGGUCCCAGGAGGGCUUCUCCCCCUAUUCCAUUGACUCUGAGCCGGGAAGCCCGCUCCUGGAUGAUGCAAAGGUUAAAGACGAACCUGACUCUCCCCCUGUGGCCCUUGGCAUGGUGGAUCGCUCUCGAAUACUUCUCUGUGCUCUCACAUUCCUCUGCCUCUCCUUCAACCCUCUGACAUCCCUCCUUGAUAGCCGAGGGAUGCCCGAGUCAAACAGCCCUGUACAUCAUGGCUCUGGAAGGAAUGUGCUGGCCAUCGAGUCAGGUGCUGGCGGCUGGUUUGGCUGGAUGAUGCCCACUUUGCUGCUGUGGCUGAUGAAUGGUGUAAUUGUCCUGAGUGUGUGUAUAAAGCUCCUUGUGCAUGGGGAGCCAGUGACCCGGCUGCACUCCCGCUCAUCUGUGAUGUUCUGGCGGCAUCGCAAGCAGGCUGACCUGGAUUUGGCAAGGGGGGAUUUUGCAGCUGCUGCAUCAAAUCUGCAGAUCUGCCUGUCAGUUCUGGGCCGAGCGCUGCCUGCGUCCCGCUUGGACUUGGCCUGCAGCUUGUCCUGGAACGUUAUCCGCUACAGUCUGCAGAAGCUGGGGCUGGUUCGCUGGCUACUGAAGAGGACUUCACAGCGACAGCGAGCAAGAGAAGCUGCUGCCGGUUUUGAGGAUGAGGCCAAGACCAGUGCUCGGGAUGCAGCUCUGGCAUAUCACAAGCUCCAUCAGCUCCACAUCACAGGUAAACUUCCAUCCAGCUCAGCCUACUCAGGUUUGCACAUGGCCCUGUGCGCUGUGAAUCUGGCUGAAUGUGCAGAGGAGAAGAUCCCACCCAGCAUGAUGGCAGAGAUCCACCUGACUGCUGCUGUUGGCCUGAAAACCCGCUGCGGAGGCAAGCUGGGCUUCCUGGCGGGUUAUUUCUUAAAUAAGGCCCAGAGCCUGUGUAGCUCAGAGCGGAGUGCCAUUCCCGACUCCCUGCGCUGGCUAUGUCACCCGCUGGGACAGAGGUUUUUUGUGGAACGGAGCUGGACAGUGAAAUCUGCUACAAAGGAGAGUCUGUACUGUGCCCCGAGGAACCCAGCUGAUCCCAUUGCCCAGGUUCACCAGGCCUUCUGUGAGAAUCUGUUGGAAAGAGCUGUGGAUUCCCUCAUGAAGCCUCAGUCCAGGAAAGGGGCCACGGGGCAGGAGGAGGAGGAGGAGACCUGCGAAUUCUCCAGUGCUUUGGAGUUCCUGAAAUUAGUCAACUCCUUUGUGGACUCAAUGGGAAGCGGGACUCCACCUUUCAGUAGCAGUUCUGUGCUGAAGUCAGCCCUGGGAGAAUCAGCCUCUGCUGAUGUGCAGCCCCUUGUGGGCUGGGACAGAGCUAUUCAGCAGCAUUCCACCUACAGCAGCUCAGCUCCAUGGAAUAGAAACUCUUCACUCUGUCCACCUGAAGGCCCUGAUUUGGUGUGCAGAUGGUGGUCAGCGGCAAUCGGCAUGGCAAUCAGUUGGCUCAGAGGGGACGAUGCAGGCGUGAGGUCACGUUUCACAGAAGUGGAGCGGAUGCCCAAAUCCCUGGAGAUGUCAGAGAAUGCCCUGGUGAAAGCGAUCUUCCAUGUAUGCAAAGCCAUGCAGGCCUCCCUGUUGGGGAAGGCAGAUGGGCAGCAGAGCUUCUUUGGUCACUGCGAGAGAGCCAGCAGCCACUUGUGGAACAGCCUUAACAUGAGCAGUGGUGUCUCUAACACUGGCCUCAACAAUAUGAUCCAGCUACUGACCUGUGACUUAUUGCUCUCACUCCGCACCACACUGUGGCAGAAGCAGGCGAACUCCAGCCAGGCCCUGGGUGAGACCUACCACGCCUCGGCCUCUGAGCUGACGGGUUUCCAGCGAGACCUUGGCAGCUUGCGCAAACUGGCCCAUGGCUUCAGGCCCGCUUAUCGCAAGGUAUUCCUGCACGAGGCUACUGUGCGCUUGAUGGCAGGCGCCAGCCCCACCCGCACUCACCAGCUGCUGGAGCACAGCUUGAGGCGACGCACCCCCCAGAGCGGCAAACAAGGUGAGCUGGACACGCUGCCAGGACAGAGAGAGCGAGCCACGGCGAUUCUCCUGGCCUGCCGCCACCUCCCCCUCUCCUUCCUCUCGUCCCCGGGCCAGCGCGCAGUCCUGCUGGCAGAAGCAGCCCGCACGCUGGAGAAAGUGGGGGACAAGCGCUCCUGCAACGACUGCCAGCAAAUGAUCGUCAAACUGAGUGGGGGGACGGCUAUCGCCGCCUCCUAGCCCAGGGUCCUUAUGGCCAAAGUCAGCCUUGUGAGCCAUCAGACUGGACUCUCCCCCCAUUAUAGUCCCUCUUUGGAGCAGACGGUUCUAGAUUAGGGCCAUGCAAGUGGAGUCACUUGGGCUGGGGAGGGCUCUGGACUAGCCCAGGGUUAGCUUUCCGAGCCAUUGGCUGCGUUCAGGCCUGGUGGCAGGACUGGAAUCUGGCUAGUGCUGUUCUAGUUUGUGUAACCAGGCUAGCAGCUGCUAACAGCUCCCCUACUCCCUUGCCCCUCGCUGGGGUUAGAGGCGAUGCUGGGGUUAGAGGAGGGGUCAGCAAGCCCUGGGGACAGAAAAGUGCCAUUUCCUGGUGCUGGGUGGGUCUGUGUUCCGGGGGCUUCUCACCUCUCCCAGACCCCUCGGGAGGGCAGAGGAGCCCCCCAGAAUCCCCUCCGAGGCAAAACCAGCGUCUCAGGCAACUCUCUACCUGCAGGCUGGCUGCCCGCCUGCUCCGGGUUAGCUGGGAUGGGGAGGGGAGAGCACUAGCUCUCUCUUCUCAAGGUGGGGCUCACUACACUGUUUUUAUGGGACCCUUUUUCUAUAGACUCUGCAUGUGUGGGAAGCUCUGUGAGAGGGGUGGUGCUUGGAGCCAGCCCACCCCACCCAGGAAAUCUCCCUGUGGGUUUUAUACAGUUUUUUAUAGCAAUGUAUGUGUCUUUACAAGAUGUCAGGAAUAGUUUGAGUAGAUUUCUCUUAUCAGUACCCCCUGCCCCAUGUGCUUCUCCCCCCACCCCCACCCCCUGUCACAGAGCUACCUCCUGCCUCUGUUGGGGUUGGGGGAGGGCAGAGUUCUAGUUUAAAUCCUCAGCAGCAUCUAUAGUGAGGGCACAAAGGUACCUUUCUCUGGGCUGCUCAUGUGGUGAGGGACCUAGGAUGUGCAGAGACCUGGGCUGAGGCGAAGGGAGAGAACUGUCUGCUGGGCCCCCUUCAUUGGCACAGAUGAAAACGGGUUUUUAAAAAGAGACGGUCUGAUACUUCAUUGCUCAAAAUCCUGGACCUGGUGGUUUCUGCCUCCUCUCCCCCCCCCCCCCCACUCCAGGCCCCUUUGUCCUCACCUACACACCUGUCAGUCUGAUCUGCAUGGCAGGAUGUGCCCCCUUGGGAGGGAGCUUACAUAAACCUGGUGUCUGCCACGGUUUGGAGGAUCCUGGAGCGGGCUGGGUCCUCUGUGUACUAAUGCCAAGUCAUGUGACUUUGAAAGAGGAUGGGGUGGGGUAGUGACCCAGUUUUCCCUUCUGCUCCACCCUUCACAUUGCCUCUGUCCAAAGACUGAAAUCGUUCCUGUUCACGCCUGCAAUGUGGAAGCUAGCGCUUGGCAGAAAUGCAUUGCUGCUGCUUUCCAUGUGUAUGUGCUCUGUGUGUGUGUAGCUGAACUAUGCUGGUACUGGGUAUAAUCUUAUCCCGAGCAGGUGCCUGCAGCCCUUCGUUACCCAGCAUGGUGUCUCAUUGCAGAAGCAGGACUCAAAUUUUUGUUAAACCUGUCUAGAUUUAUUCGGUUUUCUGCAGCAACCACAGUUGGAGGUUCAGUUACUGCAAAGAAAAGGCUGUUACAAUACAUGUGGGACCUUCUGCCUCUGUUUUGCAGCAAGCUCCUGGUGAAGGCUUUCAUAUGCCACAGAACUAAACACUCUGGGAAUGUUGUCCACCACUGCUUUGCUCAGAUGUAAGCCUUACUGACGUAAUUCAGCCUGCCAUCACACCACACAUUCAGGCUGGUUCUAUACUCCCUGUUGUUGAACUGCAGGGCAUUCUGCAGUGAAAUGCCUCCCUCUGCCCCCACAUCUCUCCCACCCCUUUUGGGGGGCAUUUAAUGGAAGAGUCAUAAUUGUAAUCAUUUCCUCAAAAGAAAACGUCCUUUGUGUCUUCCGAGCGUGUGGGUGGAUGCGUUCAAAGGCUCCACUUGGAACUCCUGCUUCGCAUUGGCGUCAGCAGCACAUGAUAAGUGGGACACUCAGGAGUGGUUUUCUUACCUCUGGUUUCUGGCUCCUGAUAUCUCGGUAGAUCAGCGUAUGUGAGAUGUCCUACGUGUUGAUCGUGUUGGCUGCUUCUGCGUUAAACGCACAUGAGUACAAUAACGUGGUGAUAUGAGUACCCUGUUAGUUUGGCACAAGAACAGAUGCUGCUUUUUAUGGCUCAGUACCACAGCUUCUUGGCUCUUCAAAUGGGACAGAGAUACAGCUUGUUUGUGGAGAGCCUAAUGCCCACCCACUCCUUCAAGGCAGGAUGAAACUAAGACCCUGGUUUCCAAACAAACUACUCGCAUAAAGGCUUCUUGCUUUAAAGCCCUAGGCUUUUUAAUCUCCCCAGGAAUGUAUCUACCCAUGGCAUCCUUCAUGUCAUUUCAAACCUACACUGGUCAGUCUGCAAUGGCAACAGUAGUAUACUAGGGAGGGGAGGAGUUCUGCACCCAUCCCUGUUUGUCCAGGCACACAUGGGAAGUGGUGACUCAUCUCCUCCCCUGGUCACUUCAUGUAAAGGUGAACAGAACCCUGUACUGGUGUGUUAGCUGGGGGAGGGGGAUGGGUUCCUCGGAGAUGUUGAGGGCAGUACUGAUAGCUUAAGGACAGUGCAGGCUCCCCUUGUGCAAAUGGUCCAUGCAUGAUGUUUGUUCUUUACACCUGUGGCACUUCAGGUGUGAGGUUCCUUUCUGUGCCUGUUUAUGUGCUGUUAUUUAUGGACCCGCUGUCUCUCUAUUCCCCCCCCCAAAUCUUUUUGCGUGUAUACACUGUAAUAUUUGGGGCUUGGGGGGGGGGGAGGGCAAGUUUAUGGAUGAGAAAAACUGUCUAUUUAUCCAACGGAUAGUAGGAGUAGGGACACUUCGCUGUAAAAGAUAUAGCUGGUGAUGGCUCUAGGGAACCAUUUCUGCUCUUUGAGAGGUGCCCAGUUAUGUACCCUGUCCCAGUGCUAGAGAGCAACUGUUGCCUAAUAAAGACCCAUGGUACCACCUG
Molecule: messenger RNA, 6483 nt
Organism: Gopherus flavomarginatus (Mexican gopher tortoise)
Lineage: Eukaryota; Metazoa; Chordata; Testudines; Testudinidae
Gene: SREBF2
Product: sterol regulatory element binding transcription factor 2
Exons: 20
Coding region: 23-3499 (1158 amino acids)
Biological process (GO): positive regulation of transcription by RNA polymerase II; positive regulation of cholesterol storage
Cellular component (GO): nucleus
Molecular function (GO): RNA polymerase II cis-regulatory region sequence-specific DNA binding; protein dimerization activity; DNA-binding transcription factor activity, RNA polymerase II-specific
Source: RefSeq, a predicted model, not a curated record